CGUCUUCACCGAAAACACGAGUCAGACAAGACCACUGUGUACGCCUUCGGUGUACACGUUCUGCUAAAUUUUUUUUAGUUCCUGUUUUUUGUCCUUUAUAGUUCGUUUGCUAACCUCAAUCUCUCACAAUUCUGGAGUUUUCAAUCUCCAGGUGGAUAAUUUUCAUCUUGAAGCUUGAUGGGCCCUCUUACAUUAACUAUUAACUCAAAGAACUCAUCAAUGUCUUCACCAGAUGUAUCUAAUGCGAAAUCACAAAGGUUGCAGUUAAUACCAAAAAAGUCUUUUGCAUCAAUCAGCUCAGGGGAAGAAAAUCCAGUUGAUUUCUUACGAACCUUAUUUGAGGGUUUCAUAGCAGGAGGAACAGCUGGAGUUGUUGUUGAAACAGCUUUAUACCCAAUUGAUACAAUAAAGACAAGAUUGCAGGCAGCUCGAGGUGGAGGAAAGAUUGUUCUUCAUGGGCUAUAUUCAGGAUUGGCUGGAAAUCUUGUUGGUGUUUUACCGGCUUCUGCUUUGUUUGUUGGUGUUUAUGAACCUGCAAAAAAGAAACUGUUGAAGAUGCUUCCUGAAAAUCUUAGUGCUGUUGCACAUCUCACUGCAGGUGCUGUUGGAGGAGUUGCUGCAUCUCUAAUACGCGUUCCAACAGAGGUUGUAAAGCAAAGAUUACAAACCGGUCAAUUUUCUUCAGCUCCUGAUGCAGUUCGCCUUAUUGUUUCCAAAGAGGGUUUUAAAGGUCUAUAUGCGGGAUAUGGAUCUUUUCUGCUACGAGAUCUACCUUUUGAUGCUAUUCAGUUUUGUAUAUAUGAGCAACUUCGGAUUGGCUAUAAGUUGGCUGCACGUAGAGACCUUCAUGAUCCAGAAAAUGCUGCAAUUGGUGCUUUUGCUGGGGCGAUUACGGGAGCGAUUACUACUCCACUUGAUGUGAUAAAAACAAGGUUGAUGAUUCAGGGAUCAGCAAAUCAGUACAAAGGGAUAUUUGAUUGUGUUCAAACGAUUUUGAAAGAAGAGGGACCUCCUGCCCUUUUAAAGGGUAUUGGACCACGAGUUCUGUGGAUUGGAAUUGGAGGUUCGAUUUUUUUUGGUGUUUUGGAGAGAACAAAGAAAAUUCUUGCAGAAAGACAGCUUCUUCAACCUUCUAAUGAUCAAAGUUCUGAUACCCCAAAGCAAGAUUAAAGAAGCUAAAAUGUAAUUUAUUUUUGUAUGAGAGAAUGAAUUAGUGAAGAUUUGCUAAAAUAGCAACUUUUCUAUUGAUGUUGAACGCUAAUAAUAUUGUGUAU
Lactuca saligna is the source of this 1274-nucleotide messenger RNA. The record is from the annotation of a GenBank genome assembly. Lineage: Eukaryota; Viridiplantae; Streptophyta; Magnoliopsida; Asterales; Asteraceae.